UGAUGAUGAUAGUACUACCAGCGCUAUCUCGCCUCGCGUUUUGCAGUUUAGUACGCCGCCGCUACGUAUUUGCAUGUUAUUUUGAUACAACAGCCCAAAGGUACAAUUUCCGUUCUCUGGUGUUCUGUGGCCAGAUCAUGGGGGACGGGUGCAGCAGGAACGCGACGGCGACACCUGUUGCAUCGGUGACGCGGAUUGAAUCAUUCAGCGCCUCGCAUCGCUUGCACAGCCCAUCCCUUUCAGAUGCUCAAAAUGCUGCCAUUUUUGGAAAGUGCAACAACCCAAAUGGUCAUGGUCACAACUACAAAUUGGAAGUCACAGUCACUGGCCCUGUGGACACAGCCACAGGAAUGGUAAUCAACAUCAUAGACCUGAAGAAAUAUAUACAGAGUGAAGUGAUGGAUGCUCUUGAUCACAAGAAUUUGGACAAAGAUGUGCCAUACUUUCAGAGAGCAGUCAGCACAACAGAAAAUGUAGCAGUGUUUGUCUGGCAGCGGCUGCACAAGGUGCUGCCCAAGGAGCUGCAGCUUUGUGUGCGGUUGCACGAGACGGACAAGAAUGUAGUGACGUACGAAGGACUGUGAAGCUGUUGACACACGCUUGCUGUACUGCAGUCGUCCUUUGGCAUGGAAAAAUAGUAGUUUCAUAUCUAAGCCUCUUUAUCCUGAAAAUUGUAUGCAGCUCCUAUUACACCGGUCACACUUCUAUGUCGCUAGGUAGAGUCCCUAGCUAUUGCUUGAAGAAAUAAAUCGCAACAAAACAUA
This is a messenger RNA of Rhipicephalus microplus (southern cattle tick), 764 nucleotides long. RefSeq names its product 6-pyruvoyl tetrahydrobiopterin synthase purple (gene pr). The record is from RefSeq and is a predicted model, not a curated record. Gene Ontology annotation, cellular component: mitochondrion. Gene Ontology annotation, molecular function: 6-pyruvoyltetrahydropterin synthase activity. Lineage: Eukaryota; Metazoa; Arthropoda; Arachnida; Ixodida; Ixodidae. Gene Ontology annotation, biological process: tetrahydrobiopterin biosynthetic process.